Messenger RNA from Cynoglossus semilaevis (tongue sole), 2412 nucleotides. RefSeq names its product transcription factor E2F3-like. Gene Ontology annotation, cellular component: RNA polymerase II transcription regulator complex. Bases 228 to 1082 code for a protein of 284 amino acids. The transcript has 7 exons. Gene Ontology annotation, biological process: regulation of transcription by RNA polymerase II. Gene Ontology annotation, molecular function: DNA-binding transcription factor activity, RNA polymerase II-specific; RNA polymerase II cis-regulatory region sequence-specific DNA binding; protein dimerization activity. Lineage: Eukaryota; Metazoa; Chordata; Actinopteri; Pleuronectiformes; Cynoglossidae. The record is from RefSeq and is a predicted model, not a curated record.
UUUAAUUUGAAGGUGUGUCUUACACCGCUGCAACAGGGUGUUUCCGGUAUAGCUGCAGCAUAAUACCGCGGUAUUUUCCCAAGCAGAUUGUUUUGGAUUACUCCCGCGCAGAAAUUACUAUAACUCUUCCCCCGCAUUUCUACAGGAUUUUACAGGGAAAAGGAAGGCUGGAGCUAGACGUUUGUGAUCCUAAGAAUGGUAGCAAGACUGCCAAUGACAAAGCAGCCAUGUGCUCUCAGUCACACGAGGGAGAAAAGGUUCACUCCCCCAGACCAGCUGAAUGCUCCUCUGUGGUUGAAAAGUCACGAUACGAUGCCUCUCUGGGUCUACUGACACUGCGGUUUAGAGAGCUUUUGAAACGCUCCUCUGAUGGCAUUUUGGACAUGAACCUGACUGCUCUCGAACUCAACACUGCAAAGAGACGUAUCUAUGAUGUCACCAAUGUCCUGGAGGGAAUCUCGCUGUUAAAAAAGAAGUCCAAAAACACUGUUCAGUGGUUGGGCGCUCCAUUCAAUAGGCCUGUAACGGAAGACUUGAUCAGGCUUGAAGAGGAGGAAAAGCAACUGGACGAGCAGAUAAAAAGCUGUACAAAACACAUUCACCAGAUGUGCACGGAUCAUUGUGUUCAGAAAUAUGCAUAUUUGACGCAUGAGGAUCUUCGAAAGAUUCCUAGUCUGAAGGAACAGACGGUGAUGGUGAUCAAAGCUCCUGCAGAGACAAAACUGGAGGUUUCACAUCCAGAUGAGUGCUUCCAGGUCCACCUGAAGAGCACCCAGGGACCCAUUGAUAUCUUCAUCUCCACAAACGACCAAAAGGAUGUUAAAGGUGUAAAAAUCCCCAAGUCUUCCGUCAUCCCUGCAGUUCCAAUGCCUUCACCUGAACACGAUUACACUGCAUCUCGAAUCUUAUCUGUCUGCCCCAUGAUGACAUCAUACUCGUCAUACUCAUCACCAGUUACCAUUCCCUUCUCACCCUCUAUGCCCACCUCCCUCCAGCUCACCUCUGAAGACUCACAGGACUUCUCACCUUUGACCUUCUGGCUUCAUGGACAGCAGUACAUCCUGAGCCUGACAGAAUACUAAAGCAUCACUGAUUACUUCCCUGGGAAAUUGGAAGGGAUUUAUCCAAUUUGCUAAGCUAUAACUUUCUUUCAAUUAUUUAUUUUUUCUAAUCUGAUCAUUUGCAAGAUGGUGGAUUUUUUUUUUUUUUUUUUUACACAAACUGGAUGACAGAAAACCCAAACAAAAGCAUGACCUGAAGUCCAAGUUAAUUUUUAGCAGCCUGGUACUGUGAAUGCCUUAUUGACCGGAAAGGAACGGCGGAACCAGAAGAAUGUGUCACCUGUUCUGGAAUGUGAUUGUUUGUGCUCUAAGCUCCAAAAUUGGGAUCAAGCUUUUCUCAGAUUUUUUUUUUCUUUUCUCUUGCAAGAAGAACUGCAAAUAUAACAAAUAUGCACUCAAAGACUUUGUUUUACUUUUGUUCUCUUCUGACUCAAAUUCUAAAAAAAAAAACAAAUUGUAAAAUUCCUUUUUUUUUAUUUCUCAUUCCUGAGGAUCUACCAGGUCAACAUCCCUCUCUGACAGGGGACAUGUUUCUACCUCUACUACUGAAUUAAAAAAAAAAUCACUGCUUUUUUUUUAUCUCACUUUAUAUUAAAGUAAAUGCAAAUACAAGAAACCACGUCUAUCUCAAUUUGUUUAGUGAAUGGAAUUUUUACAUGAAUGAUAUAUUUUGGUAUAUUGCUACUCUGUAGUUAGUUCCUGAAUGUACUACACUAACCACAACUGAACAAGUAAAUCAGCAGGUCUAAUUAAUGUGAAUGGUAUGUGGAUCAACUACAGCGUGACUCACCCUUCAUGUUCUCGUGACUGUACUAAUUUGAUGCGUCCGUAACUGUCAUGCAAAUGAACUGCAACCUACAGUAGCUCAGCAACAACCUGUCCUGUUGGACCUUCUCAGGGAUCACACACUUUCUUUGCAGGUACAAUGUAAUGCAGGUUUGAUAUUAGCACUUUUGAGUUACUGGAUUAUUAGUCAGAAUCAAUAAAGACACUUGCUGUACAGCUCAAACAGACAACACGGGCUUUUAGAGACGUGAUGAUGAUGUCAUAAUAAUGAAUACCAUAGAAAGACCAGACUGUUAAUGUAACUGUACAAAGAAAAUGUGUGACACUAAUAUCUUGUAACUGCUGAUGACGAUUUAAAAUAGUCUCAUGUAAAGUUGUUGUUCCUCAGCUGACCUGUUGUCAGCGUACGAUUUGCCAAAGUUGUGCUUGUUAAACUUUAAUGUUACUCUUUCUCUGGUUAGGGUUGAUUUCUGUGUCUAACUGAUAAUGAAUUAUUAGUUUAGAUCCAUAUUGUUGUCUUUUAUUCACCUCAGUGCCUGAAAUAUAAAUAAAAAGCUUUUAUUAC